Oppia nitens is the source of this 2293-nucleotide messenger RNA. RefSeq names its product gamma-taxilin-like. Gene Ontology annotation, molecular function: syntaxin binding. The coding region runs from base 230 to 2053 and encodes 607 amino acids. Lineage: Eukaryota; Metazoa; Arthropoda; Arachnida; Sarcoptiformes; Oppiidae. The transcript is spliced from 2 exons. The record is from RefSeq and is a predicted model, not a curated record.
UUGUUAGUAUUAUUAGCCAAACGUUUACUUAAAGUAACAAAAAGUUUUUUGUAUUUUUUUUAGACAAACAAACAGAAAAUCAAAUGAUUUAAUCAUUUGAUUAGUUAAGAGACUCGUGUUUUGAUAGUCCGUAUGAUAUUUGAUUAAUUGGUGUCAAUGUCUUGACAUUUGAUCUGUUAAUUUUGGUAAUUGUUUUCUUUGAUCCCGAAGUUAUUAUUGAAGACCAAAGAUGGACACCGCAAAUGUCCAGAUCAACAACAAUGUGACGGUUGACCAAACCGAUGAUGACGGUCCCGAUGACGCCACUGCCGAUGCAUUGGUACAGAAACUGAUCCAAAUAAGUGAUCCCAAAUGCGAUAAAGUGAUGUCCGAGUGCAGCAAUAAAGCCAAACAAAUACGUAAUCAGAUCAACGAGAUAUUGGAGACUCGCGGCGCCAGUGGUGGUGGCGAUGAUAGUAUCGAUAAUGGACCGAAAAAGACGACGACCGAUAAACUGGACAAACGUCACACCAAUGUUCACAUCGAUACCAAUACUAUUAUUCAGUUACAGAAAGAUCUGGAGCUCGAAAUAAUUGGUCUCAACAAGGCUUUGAACGAUGAGAACGAUGGCAACAAAACCAAUGAUAAUGUCGUUUCAAAAAAUAGUAAUAAUAGUAAUAAUACUAAAGAUAAUUGUAGUGAUAAUACAAAUACCGGUAAUGAAAAGACAAGUAUUAAAGUAAAAGAUAAUAUUAACACAAAUGUUGAUCAAAAAGUGGUCACAAGUGUUAAAGAGACAGCUAUUGGCGAUAAGUCAAAGACACUUCAAACUAAUGCGAUUAUCAAAGAGUCGAAACCCGAAGUGAAAACUCAAAGUCAUAGUAAAAAUGACGUCAAAUCAGAUACAAAAAGUUCUUCUAGUCGUUUGCCAUCAAAGAAUGGAUCGAAAUACCGCUUAAGCGCUGAACAAUUGGCAAAAAAGUUGUCGACAUUUAGUUCAGACGCCGAUAGGAUUGCCUACUUAAAGACGACACUGACUGAAGUGAGCGAAGAUAACCGAUCGCUGACACAACAGAUAAAACAAAGCGACAAAACUAUACAUCAUGUAAGUCGAGAAAGAGAUCAGAUCCAGACUGAACAGAAUCGACUUGUUUUGGCCAAAUCGCGACUCGAAAAUCUCUGUCGGGAACUGCAGAGACAAAAUAAACUCAUUAAAGAAGAAAGUCUACUGAAGAUCAAAGAGGAAGAAGAAAAACGUCGAGAAAUAGCCAACAAAUUUCAGUCGACGUUAAACGAAAUAAUGUCUUUAAUUUCAGACAAUCAAAAACGUAAUACUCAGCUGAAAGAGGAAAACGCAGACUUAGCCAUGAAGUUAAAGACUUUGAUGGGUCACUACGAGAACUGGGAGAGACAUACGGAAAAGAUUAUUAAACAAAAAGAUUUAGAAACACAACUAAUGAAAGCAAAGUUUACGAAAACCGAUCUGAUUCUCAAUCAGGAGAAACAGAUUUUUAUUAAAGAGAAGCAACAGCUGAUCCAAAUGAUUACUGAACUACAGAAGAGGUGUACAGAGAUGUCACAAAGUGAAGUCAAACUCAGAACAGAAUUGGGUGUCUAUACCAAUAAAUAUGAAGAGUUUCAAUCAGUUUUGGGCAAAAGUAAUGAAAUGUUUGGCGGAUUCAAGAAGGAUAUGGAAAGGAUGUCUAAACAAAUACAGAAAUUGGAAAAAGAGACCCAACAGUGGAAGCAAAGAUGGGAAACAAGUAAUACAGCACUUCUUAAGCUGUCUGGAGAGAAACAAAAGCGUGACGAAGAACACUUGAAGGCAUUGCAAAAGAUAAUCACAUUAGAAAAGUUAUGCCGUGCUAUGCAAGGGGAACGGGCUAUACUUACUGAACGACUUGGACUCUUAAACAAUGAAUCAAAUGAACAAUUGAUUCAAACGGAAGCACAGCAACAAACUGACAAUCAAAUAGUGUCAGAAAAUAAAGAUUUAAAUGAAGAUAAACAGGAAAACCAAAGCCAUAAUCCAGAGUUGGAACCAAAGAAUGACUCCGAAAGUUGUCAUCAAUGAAGAGCUAACAAGUGAUUUGAUGAUAACGAUAGAUGUCCAGUCAGUAUUGAAUGUCUGCUUUAAUUUUUAUGCSACCCAUUACCAUGCCUUAGCCAUUACUAAUACUAAUCCGAGUUUUCGGUACCGAUAUUCGGUAAAAAGGAAGUGCUGUCCACUGUAUUGGGUUAACCAAUAAAAUUGGAAUUUUAUAUUUAAAUGUGCCGGUAGUUUAAUAGCAGCUUUAUUUUAGCAUUAAUUUUG